CCUUUUCAACUAUAAAUAUCUUCUUUCUCAUAUUUACUUUCUUUACACACAAAAAGGUUAAAGAGAGAGAAAAAAAGAGAAACAUGAUUGUCUCCUUGAAAUCUAUAUCAAGAAAAACAACAGCCCAUGAAAACCACCAUCAACAACAAGAUUUCAAGACCGAUGAUGAUGCUUGGACAUCACUAACAGUUUGGAGAAAAUCACUAGUUUUUAGCUGUAAAGGUUUUACAGUGAUCGACUCUAAUGGUAACUAUGCCUUUAGGGUUGACAAUUACACCGGACAUCCGGUGGAAGUCAUCCUAAUGGACGGAUCAGGGAAGCCCAUCCUCACCAUGUGUCGCAGCACGGGGCUUAGACUAGUAGAUAACUGGCAUGUCUAUGAAGGUGAAGUUGGUGAUGUCUCAUCAAAGAAACCAAUCUGCUGUGUGAGGAAACACAUUAACAUCUUACAAUUUAAUGUAAGUGUACUUGCACGCGUGUAUCAUGGGCCAUCCGAUAAGAGAUAUGCGUACAUGAUCGAAGGAUCGUAUGCGAAUCGGUCGUGCAGGGUGUUAGAUGAGUCGAGGAAGGUGGUAGCUGAGAUCAAGAGGAAGGAAGGAAUGAACGGUGGUGUAUCUUUUGGGUUGGAGGUUUUUCUUUUGAUUGUACGGCCAGGAUUCAAUCCCAGCUUUGCAAUGGCUAUUGUUUUGCUACUUGAUCAAAUGUUUUCUUAAUUUUUAAUUUAUUUAUUUUUAAAUUUGAUAUUUACUAUGUUUGUUGAUGUAUAUAUAUAUCUGUGACUGUUUUUGAGCUGUAAAUUGAGGUGAAACAACUUUGUUAGCAGAAGUUUAGGAGAGGAGAACACAAGAAAGCGCAAAUGCCAAAAGGUCUGUUUAAAAAAAAAAAAAA
Molecule: messenger RNA, 888 nt
Organism: Camellia sinensis
Lineage: Eukaryota; Viridiplantae; Streptophyta; Magnoliopsida; Ericales; Theaceae
Product: protein LURP-one-related 17
Source: RefSeq, a predicted model, not a curated record